This is a messenger RNA of Lodderomyces margitis, 915 nucleotides long. It is a transcript of the gene SEC62, whose product is annotated as Sec63 complex subunit. The coding region runs from base 1 to 915 and encodes 304 amino acids. The record is from RefSeq and is a predicted model, not a curated record. Gene Ontology annotation, cellular component: endoplasmic reticulum membrane; endoplasmic reticulum. Gene Ontology annotation, biological process: post-translational protein targeting to membrane, translocation. NCBI's taxonomy places the organism in Eukaryota, Fungi, Ascomycota, Pichiomycetes, Serinales, Debaryomycetaceae. The transcript has a single exon.
AUGUCUAGUGGAACCCCGUCAACAGGUCAGGUCCAAAUUCAGACUUCGGCUCAAAAGUCUCCUGCUGCUAUCAACGUGGCAAACUACUUGUUCCAGAAUCCAAUUUUGAAACAGAGGGUCGGUUUAUUCGACAACAAAAAUGAUCUUGAGUUUUUCAGGUACAAGCGGUUUGAAAGGGCGCUUUUGAGCGAUGAUUACAAGACUAAGCAGCUGAAUGCAAGGAAUGGAUUGCCACCUAUUUCCAGUGUGGAGGAUGUGCAAAAGGUGUUUGUGUUGUUGAUUCAAAAUCAAAUGAUAAUACCGGUCAAGAAGUUACACUACGCCGAAGUCAAAGCAGUUAAAGGAUGGAAACCAAGUCGUGAAAAGCCUACAUUAAAGAGAGCAGAAAAGGCUGUGGUUGAUCCUAACUUUUAUUACGGAUGGUUGUACACCAAACCUAACCCAUACAUUUUAUUGUACAGUAUAUUAGCGGUUGCUGGUAUUUUCACCGUCAUCUUGUUCCCAUUAUGGCCUAAUUUCAUGAGGAGAGGAGUGUGGUAUUUAUCAAUGGCUGCUUUGGGUUUGAUUGGGUUGUUAUUUGCCACUGCAAUUGUGAGGUUUAUCAUAUACGUGAUUUCACUCGUAGCGCUCCCUAAGCCAUUUUGGUUGUUCCCCAACUUGUUUGAGGACUGCGGUUUUUUUGAAAGUUUUGUGCCACUAUAUGGAUGGGAAGAGCCUAAGAAGAAGAAGUCAAAGAAGUCAAAAAAGUCAAAAAAGUCUGCAUUGGGUGACAAUGCCGAGGGUGGCGAAAAAGUGGAACCUAUUUUGACGAGUGGGGAGAAAAAAGCUAGUGGUGUUGAGGUGACAGAAAAUGGGUCGAGUGGAGCUAAAAAGAACAAGAGAAAGGUUACAUUGGAGAAUGUGGCUGAUGAGUAA